AUGCCAGGAACGACGUCAGAGUCAACCGAAGUACCGAUCUUAGAUCCUACAUCCUCGUCAAACGAAGAGAUUGAUCCAUCCGUCGAUCGUGAUCGAAUUCGCGUUGUAUGUGAAGGCCUUGUAGCAUCUGGAGUGGUAAGAGAACUGACAUGA
Plenodomus lingam JN3 is the source of this 153-nucleotide messenger RNA. RefSeq names its product RNA polymerase subunit AC19 (gene RPC19). The record is from RefSeq and is a predicted model, not a curated record. Lineage: Eukaryota; Fungi; Ascomycota; Dothideomycetes; Pleosporales; Leptosphaeriaceae. Gene Ontology annotation, cellular component: RNA polymerase III complex; RNA polymerase I complex. Gene Ontology annotation, biological process: DNA-templated transcription. Gene Ontology annotation, molecular function: DNA binding; protein dimerization activity.